This is a messenger RNA of Hymenoscyphus albidus, 773 nucleotides long. The record is from the annotation of a GenBank genome assembly. Lineage: Eukaryota; Fungi; Ascomycota; Leotiomycetes; Helotiales; Helotiaceae.
AUGUUUUAUACGGGGUUAUAUCACUCUCAUCUUAUGCCCUCGGAUCGGACGGGUGAGAACCCUUAUUGGGAUUCGGGGGAGCCUUAUUAUGAUGAUUUCUAUACGCUUUGGGUGAGCCGAGCUCUGAAAUUUCACUGUCUAAGCGAAAACAUGUGUUUUAUUAAUAUCUAUGUACUGUACAGGACACAUUCCGCUGUACCCACGCACUAAUAACCCUCAUCCUCCCAAAAAGACAAAUCGAAAUCGUCAAAUCCCUCAUAGACAUCUGGCGCCACGAGCGCUUCAUGCCCGACGGUCGGAGUCGAAACUCCAACGGGCGGGUGCAAGGGGGUUCAAACGCAGACAACAUCCUGGCUGACGCCUAUGUGAAAGGACUCCAAGGGGGUAUCAAUUGGACAGACGGGUAUCUGGCGAUGAAAACUAACGCGGAGGUCCUCCCAUAUAAUAACUUCGAUUUCGAAGAUCUCACCGGAAGCACGAAGGAAGGACGUGGCGCGUUGCCUGAUUGGAAGAAAUAUGGAUUCGUGACACCCGCGUAUGGACGUUGUAUCAGUAAAACGGUUGAGUACUCGCUUAACGAUUUUUCCUUGGCGCAGGUCGCGAUGGGGGAGGCACCGGGGGAUGUGGGGGUUAUAUAUGAAUCGAUCCACGUACUGACCUCCUCUCCUCCAUUCAUCAUCCAAUCUCUCACUCAGGCUUUUCCACAAACUAACAAAUCCCAUCCUCCAUCAGAGGUUGGCAAAAAUCCUGGUCCCUAUCCACCACCUCCCUAA